CCAAUAUACAAGAGUUGGGGAACACUCAGAAACCUUCUACUAUAGCUUAGGUGCGCCCACCAAGUUCGUAGACGCUAAUUGCACCUAAAGAGCAUCUCGCCAUGCAGCAACUGCAGCAUGUAGCAAAUUCUAUUUGUAGCAGAUUACUGCCAGCUCUCUGCUCAGCUUCUUUUGGGGGUCCGGCGUCGCGCGGCGCAUGCAUAUCGCCUGGCAUCGCGGCGCUGCAAGCUCGCUGCAUAUCCACGCUGCAAAAUGGCUUGCCGGCCACUGUUACAAUUUACGAGGUUGGGCCUCGCGACGGCCUCCAAAAUGAACCGAAGACGAUUCCCACCGACGUCAAGGUCAACUUCAUCAACAUGUUGACGGACGCAGGUUUCAAGGCCAUCGAGGCAACCAGCUUCGUAUCCCCCAAGUGGGUUCCGCAGCUAGGGGAUGCCCGGGAGGUGAUGGCACGCAUCCGCAAGGCGCCCGGCGUGCAGUACCCCGUGCUCACACCCAACAGCCAGGGUCUGGCGGGCGCGCUGGCUGCUGGGUGUCGCGAGGUGGCGGUGUUCGCGUCGGCUAGCGAGACCUUCAGCAAGCGCAACAUCAACUGCAGCAUUGAGGAAAGCCUCAAGCGGUUUGAGGCGGUCGUGAGCGCGGCUCGCAAGGAGGGUGUGGCGGUGCGCGGCUACGUGUCGUGUGUGGUGGGCUGCCCCUACCAAGGCCACGUGGACCCAGCUGCAGCGGCCGCAGUGGCGGGAGCCCUGUACGAUAUGGGCUGCUAUGAGGUCUCUGUUGCGGACACGAUCGGGGUGGGCACGCCUGCUUCUAUGGAGGCCAUGCUUAAGGAAACCGCUCGCUACAUCCCACUUGACCGCAUCGGCGUGCACUGCCAUGACACGUACGGCAUGGCCAUUGCCAACAUCCUGGCAUCCCUCCGCAUGGGAAUCAGCAUCAUCGACUCCUCGGUAGCUGGCCUGGGCGGCUGUCCUUACGCACGCGGCGCGACAGGCAACGUGGCUACGGAGGAUGUGCUGUACUUGCUGAAUGGGUACGGCAUCCAGCACGGCAUUGACUUUGAUGCCGUACUGCGGGCCAGUGAGUACAUUACUAAUGCGUUGGGUCGGCCAAACGGUUCGCGAGUGGCGAAUGCGCUGCUGGCGAAGCGAGCGGAUGAGGCGCGGCGAGCAGCGGCGAAGGCGGAGAAGGAGAAGGCGGAGGCUGCAGGGGCGGCUUGAGUGAUACCGGUAGUGGCUGCGGAGAAAGAGAGGGAGGGGCGUGAAUGAGUGGAGGGUUGCUGAAAAUCUAAUUGUUUGUUGCCCAAGUUGGUUGUCAUAGGUUGCCGGAAGGUAAUUGUGGGGGGAGGUAGGGAUGAAGCUAAAGAGGACACGGUAGGCAUGUUCAGGAUGUGAAUUGCUGAAGAAUGCAGGGGUUAGGUCGCGCCCAUAGCCACGGUAUUUGGCGUCUGUGCCAAAGGACCUCAAGCAAGACCGCUAGUUGUUGCAACGACAACCAUAAUUUUGUCAUGGUGGUGAUUCGAGUAAGUUACGUUAGUACGGUGGUUGCAGGGCGCGAUGGCGUUUUUGGACCGGCAUAC
Astrephomene gubernaculifera is the source of this 1579-nucleotide messenger RNA. NCBI's taxonomy places the organism in Eukaryota, Viridiplantae, Chlorophyta, Chlorophyceae, Chlamydomonadales, Astrephomenaceae. The record is from the annotation of a GenBank genome assembly.